This is a messenger RNA of Aegilops tauschii subsp. strangulata, 1614 nucleotides long. Its product is annotated as calcineurin B-like protein 4. Gene Ontology annotation, biological process: calcium-mediated signaling. Gene Ontology annotation, molecular function: calcium ion binding; kinase binding. The record is from RefSeq and is a predicted model, not a curated record. Lineage: Eukaryota; Viridiplantae; Streptophyta; Magnoliopsida; Poales; Poaceae.
GAAAGAACGGACAGGAGAGAGGAGACGGCCGUUGUCUGUCCUCGAGGCGCCGGCGCCGGCGCCGGCUGGAGAUUCCGCGCGUGACGACCAUCACGAGAGCGGAGCCCCGGCGAGGUGUAUCUCAUUCUCAGGUCAGAUUGUGUUUUCGGUUUGGUGGCGACGUGCCCCUUCUUGCUGGGUUGCUGCCGGACGGGAGGCUGAAGGUCAACGCCUGCCCUGCCGUACCUGCAGCUGCAGAGUGCAGAGCCUCUCGCGGCGUAGGAUCGAGCCAUCGAUGGGCUGCGCGUGGUCGUCGUCGCCGUCGCCGUCGCCGUCGAAGCGCGAGCAGCGCGCCCAGGGGUACGAGGAGCCGGCCGUCCUCGCCGCCGAGACCUCCUUCACGGUGAACGAGGUGGAGGCGCUGUACGAGCUCUACAAGAAGCUCAGCUACUCCAUCUUCAAGGACGGCCUCAUCCACAAGGAGGAGUUCCGGCUGGCGCUGUUCAGGACCAGCAAAGGGGCGAACCUCUUCGCGGACAGGGUGUUCGACCUCUUCGAUCUCAAGCGCAACGGGGUCAUCGAGUUCGGCGAGUUCGUGCGCUCGCUCAGCAUCUUCCACCCCAAAGCGCCUGAAUCUGAAAAGACCGCAUUUGCAUUCAAGCUGUACGACCUGAGGGGGACAGGCUACAUCGAGAAAGAAGAGCUCCGGGAGAUGGUGGUGGCGCUUCUUGAUGAGUCCGACCUAUGUCUCUCUGACAGCGCCGUCGAGGAGAUCGUCGACAAUACGUUCAGUCAAGCAGACUCGGAUGGCGACGGCAGGAUAGACCCCAAGGAGUGGCAGGAGUUCGUCAAGAAGAACCCAGCAUCGCUGAGGAACAUGUCGCUGCCCUAUCUCCAGGACAUUACGACGACGUUCCCGAGCUUUGUAAUGCAUUCGGAAGUUGAAGAUUACACUGGAGUCAGCAAAUAACAAGGAAGGCACAGUUAUCGGCCUUGAACAUAUCUGGAGGCAGUGCAUUCAGAACUGAGCUGCACACAGAAAUGCCUGAAACUCAAGUAGGAGGAGAGUAGAAGCAUCAUCUUGGUAAGCGGCCGCGGACCGGGCCUGGAUUGAGAACUAUCGCCGUUAGACUCUGGUGGUAGCUCAUCUACCGUUGCUGCCGUGAUUGGUGGUAAAUAAAAGAAUCUGGUCGUGAAAUACAUUCAGAAAUGGGUCAUUUCGUGCUAAAUUCAUGAUUAAGGAUGGAAACAGUGAGUUUGGCCCAUCUAGGUGACAGACACGGAGGGGCAACAGAGACAAUUCGCCGGGGUACCAAGAGUCCAUCCUUGUCGCUUCCCAAACCACAUCUGAGCACCCCAACCCUAACCCACAAGACAUAAUCAUUAAGUAUGAAUGUGUGUGUGUGUAAUAUGGCCGCUGAGUGUCUCACUAAAAUGGUCAUUGCCGCGCACAAAAAAGGUCUUAUCCAGGGGUUUGUUGCUGAUUUAAUUGAGAGUGGAGUUGCUAUCUUGCAAUGUGCGGAUGAUAUGGUCUUGUGUUUUACUCAUGAUCCUUCUAAAGCUGUUAACAUCAAAUUGCUGCUUUAUUUGUUUGAGCUUAUGUCUGGAUUAAAGAUCAACUACUUAAAAAGGUAA